Molecule: messenger RNA, 1454 nt
Organism: Ictalurus punctatus (channel catfish)
Lineage: Eukaryota; Metazoa; Chordata; Actinopteri; Siluriformes; Ictaluridae
Product: piwi-like protein 1
Exons: 9
Coding region: 251-1273 (340 amino acids)
Biological process (GO): regulatory ncRNA-mediated gene silencing
Cellular component (GO): P granule
Molecular function (GO): piRNA binding
Source: RefSeq, a predicted model, not a curated record
AGAAGAAGAGAAUAAUGAAGCUUUUUAUGAAAUAAUAUUUGGGUUUAUUUUGUUUUAUUUUCUCCUCACAGACUCACAUUUACGUCAACGUCCGUUACGUUGGUGACGUCACCGCGAGCGCGAGAAGUCGAAGUGAAGAGCACAAAGCAGUGUUGAUGUUAGUGUUAGUUCUGGCCCGUUUGGACCCAAACCAAAGUGUAUCAGUAUGAAGCAGGCGGUGACGGCGCACUGAUUCACUCUCGGUUCACUAAUGACCGAAUCACCGAGGAACCGACCAAAGAUAACUCGCACCCGCACGGAGAACAACAACAAGACGAGAAGAAGUCUGACUGAUAAGAUGCGCACGACUUUUAACAUCAUGAAGGACCUUUCCACUCACACCAGACUGACCCCAGAACAGUGGGAGAACCGCCUCAACAGAUUCAUCAACAACAUGAGCAGGAAUGCCAGUGUUCAGACUACACUCAGCACAUGGGGUCUAAGCUUUGAGAACGAGCUGCUGAAUCUGACUGGAAGAGUUCUUCCUGCUGAGAGGAUCCUACAGGGAGCGAGAGCAUACGAGUACAACCCAUGUGACGCGGAUUGGUCUAAAGAGACGCGAGGUCUUCCUCUGAUGACCAGCAUGCCUCUGGAGAUCUGGCUGCUGUCCCAUACGCGCCAUAACGCUGACGUCGCUCACUCACUGCUGCAGACCCUCAACAAAGUGCCCGUGGGCAUCCACCUUCAGAGGCCGGGAAUGAUGGAGUACGAUGAUCGACAGGAGGCUCUGCUGAGAGCUCUGCAGCAGAGAGCGGUGCAACAGGUUCAGAUGGUGGUUGUGAUCCUGUUAGCCAACCGUAAGGAUAAAUAUGAUUGCGUGAAGAAGUACCUGUGUGCGGACUGUCCCACUCCAAGCCAGUGUGUGGUGGCUCGCACCCUCAGCAGACCUCAGACCCUCAUGACCAUAGCCACAAAGAUCUCCUUGCAGGUGAACUGCAAGAUGGAAGGAGAGCUGUGGAGCGUCGAGAUCCCGUUGAAGCACCUGAUGAUGUUGGUAUCGACUGAUACCACGACAGUGCCGCAGGAAAGAGAUCCAUCGGUGCACUGGUGGCCAGCCUCAACCCGGGCAUGUCCAGCUGCGCUGAAGGCCUACUUCAAAUACAACGAAUGUUUGCCGUCACGCAUCGUGGUGUACCGAGAUGGCGUGGGCGACGGCGUGCUGCUGAGCGUAGUCGACUACGAAGUGCCUCAGUUCACGCAGUCCAUCAAGGCCAUGGGUGAAGAUUACGCAUGAGACUCGACACAUCUCCAUAAAACAGAUUUGACUUUUUGGGUUUUCUCUCAGCCAUCAGUGUUUCUGUGUACAGGCCCAAACUGACCGUGUUGGUGGUGAAGAAACGCAUCUCUUCCAGAUUCUUCGCUCUCCUCAACGCCAGACUGAGCGACCCUCCUCCGGGAACGGUCAUCGACGCCAA